Molecule: messenger RNA, 377 nt
Organism: Merops nubicus (carmine bee-eater)
Lineage: Eukaryota; Metazoa; Chordata; Aves; Coraciiformes; Meropidae
Product: RRP15-like protein
Exons: 2
Biological process (GO): maturation of 5.8S rRNA; maturation of LSU-rRNA
Cellular component (GO): preribosome, large subunit precursor
Source: RefSeq, a predicted model, not a curated record
AUUCUGAGUUAAGCUCAGAACUUCCAGAAGACAGCUACUCCUCCGGAGGUGAAGCGCUGGAUGGUGAUGAUGAAGAUGAAACCGCAGCCCCUAGCAAUGUGGGUGAAGAGGCAACAAACUCCAAAUCUGGCCCAAGUGCAGGCUGGGCAGAUGCCAUGGCAAAAGUGCUCAACAAAAAGAUUCCACAAAAUAGGUCCACCAUUUUGGCCAAGAAUAAAAAACUGGACAAGGAAAGAGAAAAGGAAAAACAAGAAAGGCUGGAGAAGAGAAUAAAGCUCGAUAAAAAGCGGGAGUGGGAAAUGAUGUGCCGAGUGAAGCCAGAUGUUGUCAAAGACAGAGAGAGAGAAAGAAAUCUUCAGAGAAUUGCCACGAGGUAA